AUGGCCAAGACUGAUAAGAAGGACAAGAAGGGCAAGAAGGUCGCCGCGCCUGCCGCUCCGCCCGCCGAGCUCAUGGAUCUUGUCGAGAACUUCCUCUCCGAGCACGCUCCGUCCGCCCACGUGGCCUUCAAGAAGCAGCACGGCAAGAAGUCGUCCAAGUCCAAGCAUGCCACCAAGAAGCACCGCCACAACCUCGUCAGCGUCUUCCAGACCUGGGAGACGUCGCUGAGCACCCCCGAGGGCGAGCCCGUCACCAUCACCGAGACGGUGGUGCAGAACGUCAGCUCCAGCUCCGGCGAGAGCGAGAGCGAGAGCGGGAGCAGCAGCAGCAGCGAUUCGAGCUCCGAGGAGGAUGUCGACAUGGCUGACGCUGCCGCCGCCGAGUCGAGCUCCGACUCCAGCUCCGACUCCGACUCGAGCAGCUCCGACAGCGACAGCGGCAGCGAGAGCAACGAUGAGCCCGCUCCCAGGAUUGCUGUUCCCGUCGUCAACCUGAAGCGCAAGGCUCCUGCUUCAGACAGCAGUGACUCGUCUGACUCGGACUCUUCCGAUUCCGACUCCGAAUCCGACAAGAAGCGCCCUACCGCGAAGAAGCUGAAGACGGCCAAGGCUGCCAGCUCUUCGGAGUCCUCGGACUCGAGCUCCAGCUCUGGGUCGGACAGCUCCUCUGAUUCCGACAGCGAGAACGAGGGCAAGGCUGCCAAGGCGAAGGCCAAGGCCAAGAGGGGCAAGAAGACCACGAAGAAGGCUGAGAGCAGCGACGAGAGCAGCAGCAGCAGCAGCGAGAGCAGCGACAGCGACUCCUCCUCUUCGGACUCAGACUCAGACUCGGACUCGGACUCGGACAGCAGCGACUCCAGCUCCGAUGACGGUUCCGCCGCUGCCAAGGUGCCCCUGCCCGAGUCCGACUCUGACUCGUCAUCCUCCUCCUCUUCUUCUUCCGACUCCGACUCGUCCGACGACGAGGCUGCCACCAAGAAGGAAAAGACCAAGGCGAAGAAGGCCGCCGUCGAGGACGCCCCUUCUGACUCGUCCGUCACCCUCGACAACAAGACCUCGCCCGACUUCCAGGCCCCGCCCCUGCCCCCCGACCCCAGCACCCUCAACAACCGCGGCCGCGGCAACAUGAACAACCAAAAGGGCAGGAACGUCCCCUUCUCCCGCAUCAAGGAGUCGACCUACGUCGAUCCCCGCUUCGCCUCCAACGACUACGUCCCCAACGACUACAGCGACCGCGCCCACGCCGACCUCAUCGUCACCAAGGGCAAGGGCUUCACCAAGGAGAAGAACAAGAAGAAGAAGGGCAGCUACCGCGGCGGCAUGAUUGACAUUGGCGGUCGCGGCGGCGUCAAGUUUGACGAGUAA
Verticillium dahliae VdLs.17 is the source of this 1365-nucleotide messenger RNA. RefSeq lists its product as uncharacterized. Gene Ontology annotation, cellular component: nucleoplasm; nucleolus. NCBI's taxonomy places the organism in Eukaryota, Fungi, Ascomycota, Sordariomycetes, Glomerellales, Plectosphaerellaceae. The transcript has a single exon. Bases 1 to 1365 code for a protein of 454 amino acids. The record is from RefSeq and is a predicted model, not a curated record.